CAUAAUAAUCAAUAGCUCAAGUAAGCCAUGAGCUUCCACUCUGCUCAUUGUUUAGUUCCUAAAGAUGCCAUGCUUUUGUCAGUUCUUCAACAAAUCCAAACAACAUCGUACUGUGACCGGUGCCGAUGGCGCGCCAUCGAUUUCCAACCAUUCUAACUUUGACCGUGAAGGCAAAGUAUCGGCAUCGGAGGUAGUUCAACUAAAAGCCGAGAUAUGGACGCUCAGAAAUGCCCUCUCGGACUCCACUGACAUGAACAACAACAUGCAGGAUGCCAUCACGCAAGCGGUGGCAGAGAAAUACGCGCUGCUCGAUGAGCUGCAACGGGCGAAGAACGACGUUGCCUUGCUGGAAACGGAACGCCGGGAGGAACGUAAUCUGUACUGCCAGGAAAAAGAUAAAUUUCUACAGGAAAUUGCAUCCUAUCGGGUGAAAAUCAACGAGCUGUCCUUUUUGGUGGAUGAAAUUUCCCAGCAAAAUAUUGAUUUGAAACAGUCACUUUAUGAGGCAAACGAUACGGUUUAUAGAAUAGGUCGAAAAUAUAUAAAAAUAAAAUCACUCAGUUGAAAAAAAAUGUGUGCAAUC
Messenger RNA from Armigeres subalbatus, 583 nucleotides. RefSeq lists its product as uncharacterized. The transcript has 3 exons. NCBI's taxonomy places the organism in Eukaryota, Metazoa, Arthropoda, Insecta, Diptera, Culicidae. The coding region runs from base 65 to 565 and encodes 166 amino acids. The record is from RefSeq and is a predicted model, not a curated record.